This is a messenger RNA of Schistosoma haematobium, 2330 nucleotides long. RefSeq names its product Eukaryotic translation initiation factor 1A, X-chromosomal (gene EIF1AX). Bases 1 to 1809 code for a protein of 602 amino acids. The transcript is spliced from 9 exons. Gene Ontology annotation, molecular function: translation initiation factor activity; RNA binding. Gene Ontology annotation, biological process: translational initiation. NCBI's taxonomy places the organism in Eukaryota, Metazoa, Platyhelminthes, Trematoda, Strigeidida, Schistosomatidae. Gene Ontology annotation, cellular component: cytoplasm. The record is from RefSeq and is a predicted model, not a curated record.
AUGCCUAAAAAUAAGGGAAAGGGAGGAAAGAAUCGGCGUCGAGGGAAGAACGAGAAUGAAAGUCAGAAACGCGACUUGAUAUACAAAGAGGCUGGUCAAGAAUAUGCAAAAGUUGAACGCCUUUUAGGCAAUGGUCGAUUAGAAGCUUAUUGUUUCGACGGUGUUAAAAGGCUGUGCCAUAUUCGUGGAAAGUUGCGCAAAAAAGUUUGGAUCAGUAAUGGUGAUAUCAUUUUAAUUGGUUUGCGAGAUUAUCAAGACAAUAAAGCUGAUGUGAUUAUGAAGUAUUUGAACGAUGAAGCUAGAACUCUUAAAUCAUUAGGAGAGAUUCCUGACACUAUAAAAUUAGAAGAGAAUGAUGAUAUUGAAUUCGAUGCCAAUGCUGCCAUCUUCGAGGAUGAUGAAGAUGAUGAAAAAGGGUCAGACUCUGAAGAUGAGGAAGGCUCAGAUGAUGAUGAUGAUGAUGAUAAUAGUGAUGAUUCUGAUGAGAUCGCAGAAAUCAAUCAACGUUAUCGAGCUGAUACUGGCAUCGCUAAAGAUCAGCGAAAUAAUCGUCGAAGAUAUAAAGAGUACUUUGUUGAUCAAGGUGUUUCAGAACGUUUUCAAAUAAGCGUAUUGAUCAUGGGGGCAGCUUUUGGAAAAGUUUUAAAUUACUUAUACAUAGUUGACCAUGGUGAAGCAACAACUGAUUCUAAUCUAAAGAAAGCUAAGAUAACUUGCAUGUUAUCGUCAACUCAAAAGCCUGCAAAACCUAACCCUCAUUGGAAACACCUUGAGCUUCAGAAACCAGGUGAAGAGUUACGCAUAAGCAACCUCAAGGCUGGUGCGAAGUUCAUUCACGAAUCCAGGUGUAGUCGGGAGAAUAUCGCUGUGAUAAUGGAACCUAACAAUCAUGAAGCUGCAGCUUUUAUUGUCGCAUAUUUCUCUAUCUUAAGUGGAUUACCUGUAAAAUUAACUCGUAAAGCUGUUAUGAAAUGUAGAGAAAAAUUAGAUAUUACUAAUGAAUAUGACCCUUUAAUUGAAUCAAUGCAAAAUUCGACCACAGCAAAAGAAUUACGUAAUGAUUUAUUCAAAGGUACAUCUGGUUAUACAGAAGAUAGAUUAAUUGAAGAUUUACGAAAAAUUUAUCAAUUAGCUGAAUUAGAUCCACCAACAUCAUCAGAAAUUUAUUUAGAAACAAGACGUGAAUCAACGACACAAAAUUCAUCUAAUCCAAUUUUGAAACGUUUAUCCAUUGAUAAAAGUAAACAAGAAUCAACUAACCAAACAAAUAUUAGUUCAUCUAAUCUACGUGAUAAAACACCAGAACUACUUGUCCGUGAAUAUGAUAAUAACAAUAUUAAACAAGAUCAACUGAUGAAUACUUCAAUAAAUUCUUCAAUGAUUACACCUCAUCAUUCAACUGAUCAUAAUAAUUCUGUAUUAAAUAAUAUUAAACAUGAUCUACAUCAAAUUGACCAAAUUAAUAAUAAUACAAUUCAAAAUGGUACUAAACAAACUUCAUAUAAUCAUGAUAAAGAGAUUAAAACAAAAUUACCAGAUCCAUUAUAUAAUACCGAUAUGAUUAAUACCAAUAAAAUAAAUUCUCAAUCAUUCAUUAAUAAGCAUGAAAUUCAUCAUUCUAAUAGUAUGAAUAAAUUAAAAACCACUAAAGUAACAAUUACUUAUGCUCUAUCACAUGAAUCUACAGAAGCUGAUGCUGUGGAACAAUAUUUAAAUAGUACUAGUGCAGAUGAACGUGAUAGAUUACGUAAACGUGUAACAAUUACACAUGCUUAUUCAAAAGUUGACAAUUCUAUGGAUUAUAUAUAGAAAAUUGAUAAUUCAAUUAAUCCAUUGAACAUUGAAAAUAACAUACUACAUAUCAUCAUACGUAAUUUUUCUUUUAAAAGGAACGCUCUUUUUUCUUUUUUCUUUUUUUUAUAAACAAAAAAAAUCUAUAUAUGAUUAGUAUCGUUAAUAUUUAUGAUAGAAAUUUAUCUUCAUUUCUUGUUAUGAACUAAAUCAGUUUCUAUAUCUUUUCAUAUUUAUUAUUAUUAUUAUUAUCACUAUGACGAUUAUGAUUGACGACAAGUUUUUUUAAAAAAAGAAAAGAAACAAGUACUUCUAUUGAUCAAUACAAAUUUGUUUAAAUCGUUCAAAUGUUUUAUGUAACAUUUUUUUUUAAAAAAAAAAGAAAAGAAAACGCAACAUCCAUAUUUGGAAAGUUUGUUUGUUUUUGUUAAAAAUGAUAAUUAGUACCCAAAAAAAAGUGAAACUAUUUUUCAAAGUUAACACUAUGGUUACUUUUUAAAAGAAAACCUUAUGAAUGACAUGAAUAUUUAUUAAGCAUA